CUUGUUAGCUAUUUUAAACAGUUUAUUUCAAAAUUAUGUCUCCAAUAGUCUAGCCAUCUGCCAUUGCUAUUCCCCGUAACCUUCUUUCCCUAGGAAGCUCGCUAGUUUGUUUUUGCGCCAAUUUUUUCGGUCUACAGCACCCCCAUUUUCCUUGGUUGUCUUCACUCGUCGUCUUCAUCAAGCACACAGCGACUUCAUCGUCCACCGAAGAUAUUCUCCAUGUGACCGAGUCAGAGGCGUUUGAUGAGGAGGAGCUCAAUCCUAGGGAGCGGCUCAAAUCAUGAACAUACUUCACCACCUCCUUGUACGCUUCUAAGUGUUGGACAGGCAUUUUCUGGUACUCAGAAUGUCUCCAUUCUUCAAAAGGACGAAGCAUGGAGAGUUAAUGUACGGAUUCAAGGUUGUGACCUCAACCAUGGCUAUCUAUGUGGCACUAUGGAAGCACUUGAUGUUCCUAUGGCAGACUCACCAGUUGUUACUUUCUGGGAAGGAGAGAUUGUUGACACAAAGAAUCAUACUUUCUUCACUGGCAAGUGGGAAGCAAAGCCUGAAGACGACAUAAGGCACUGGACCAAAUUUCCAUCUUUCUCACCCCUUCUGAGCAAAGUGGAGGUUGAUGGUGGGAGAUAUUUGGACUUAAGUAACUACCCCUGCAUAUUUAUGAGAUGGAAAGAGCAAUACUUUGUGAAUGUUGGAACUGACUGUGGGUUAACCAUAGCUGGUUUCUACUAUGUUUGCUUCUCCUGUAGUGAUGGCUCCAUCAAUGGUUUCUAUUAUGAUCCCAAUAGCAGCCCAUUUCAGAAACUUGAGCUGAAGUCCACCAACGAGGGAAGAUUGGGUUUCAUUUUUUCCUCCCUAUGAGUUGCAAUGAGAUGGAACUAGGAAGGUGUUUCCAAUCUCGAUAAUGAUAAAGUAUGUGCACCACAUUGAGCAUUAGACGCAAUACUGCUCCUUCAAUAUUCUACAGCUGCUGCAAAAAAACUCUGAUGUUGAAGUGUGUUUUGUUUAGAUGGUUCUCAAAGAUCAGUUGAUGAGAUGUGGUUUUGUUUUAAACGAUGCAACUUGUGUUUGAAAACUAUACUCAGUUAUGUGCUGAGUUUAUUGAUGGUCCGAUUGAAGCAUUUCAUUUUGUCUGUUCGAUCAUGAUCUAAUGUGAUACAUAUCAUUGAAAGAUUGGCGCCAGAGAGUUGGAUCUGUUUCCUUGCAAAUUG
Ilex paraguariensis (yerba mate) is the source of this 1211-nucleotide messenger RNA. Lineage: Eukaryota; Viridiplantae; Streptophyta; Magnoliopsida; Aquifoliales; Aquifoliaceae. The record is from the annotation of a GenBank genome assembly.